Molecule: messenger RNA, 1911 nt
Organism: Argentina anserina (silverweed cinquefoil)
Lineage: Eukaryota; Viridiplantae; Streptophyta; Magnoliopsida; Rosales; Rosaceae
Product: pentatricopeptide repeat-containing protein At5g61400
Exons: 1
Coding region: 1-1911 (636 amino acids)
Molecular function (GO): protein binding
Source: RefSeq, a predicted model, not a curated record
AUGCUGAAGCUCUGCCGUAUGAACCGGACACUCCUGGCCAGAGCGUUCGGUUCGUUCUCGUCUUCUUCAGAUUUGCCGAGCACAAUAUUGAACUGCAGGAGCGCUAACGAAGCACUGCAACUCUUCGAUUCCGCGUCGAAGCAAUGCGGCGGAAGGAAGGACGUUCAGCUUUAUUCAGCGAUUGCGCAUGUGUUGGUGGGUGCCAAGCACUAUGUUCAAGCCAGGUUCUUGAUCAAAGAGGUCGUAGAGGAUCUUCAGAAGUCGUGCGAAUCCCGCCGUGCCUGUGAGUCGGUCUACAAUGCGCUCGGCCGUUUGGAAAGGUCUAGAAUCUCUCGUAAUGUUUUCGGAGUUUUGAUCAUUGCUCUGUCUGAGAUGGGACUUGUUCAAGAGGCUUUGGAGGUGUACAGAAGCAUUGGGGGGAUGUUGCCUUCAACCCAGGCUUGUAAUGCGCUCUUGGAUGGGUUGGUGAAGACGGGUCGGGUUGAUAUGAUGUGGGAGCUUUAUAAUGAUAUGGACUCUCGUGGAUUGUCACCCAGUUGCGUCACAUGUGGUGUGUUGAUCGAGGGUUGUUGUAGAAAAGGUGAUCUCUUGAGUGCGUGUAAGGUGUUCGAUGAAAUGCCUGAGAGAGGGAUUGAAAGGACAGUGGUUGUGUAUACUUCUCUUAUUCGCGGCCUCUGUGACGAGGGUAGAGUGAUGGAAGCUGAAAGCGUGUUUGGGAAGAUGGGGAAAAAUGGUGUGAUCCCGAAUUUGUGGACUUACAAUUGCCUGAUGGAUGGGUAUUGCAAAGUGGCUAAUGUUGAAGAAGUGCUUGUGUGGUACUCGAACUUGAGAGGCGAUGGCUUGCAGCCGAACGUUGUCACAUUUGGUAUUUUAAUAGAUGCACUUUGCAAAGUAGGCCAACUGAUGGCUGCGAGGAGCGUUGUGGGGUGCAUGGUUAAGUUUGGCGUUGUGCCUAAUAGGAUCGUCUACAAUGCUUUGAUUGACGGGCAUUGUAAGGCAGAAGAUGUAUUGCAAGCAGUGGAUUUGAUAUCGGAGAUGGGAAAGGAUGGCAUUCUUCCGGAUGUUUUCACUUACAGCAUACUAAUUAAGGGUCUAUGUUCCAUUCAUAGAGUAAAACAAGCAGAUCAGUUGUUGCAGAGGAUGAAGAAAGAGGGAGUUGCUGCAAAUGCUGUGACGUACAAUUCACUAAUCGAUGGGUAUUGUAAAGAGUGUAGAAUAGAGAAAGCUUUGGAGGUGUGUUCUGAAAUGACCAAAAGUGGUAUAGAACCGAAUGUCAUCACCUUCUCUACUCUGAUCGAUGCUCAUUCCAAGAUGGGGAACAUGAAAGCUGCUUUGGGUUUGUACUCAGAAAUGGUAGUUAAACGCCUUCUGCCUGAUGUAGUAGCUUACACAGCUUUGAUUGAUGGCCAAUUUAAAACCGGGAACUUGAAGGAGGCUUAUCGGCUACAUAAAGAGAUGUUGGAGGCAGGCCUCACCCCCAAUGUUUUCACUCUUAGUUGCUUGGUAGAUGGCCUUGGUAAAAACGGAAAGACUUCUGAUGCAAUCAACCUCUUUUCAGAGAAAACUAAAGCCAAAUCCAGUAGAGAUGAAACCGAGGAUAUAAAUGGCUGCUUCUGUUCCCCAAAUCAUGUGACCUAUACGGCUUUAAUUCAGGGUCUGUCUGUAGACAGCCGCAUUCUUGAGGCAACCAAGUUCUUUUUGGAUAUGAGAGUCAGUGGUUUGAGACCAGAUGUAUACACUUACAUUGUAUUGUUAAAGGGGCACUUCCAAGACAAGCAUACGCUUGGCGUGAUGAUGCUGCAUGCAGAUAUGAUGAAGAUGGGUAUCAUUCCCAGUGCAGAAAUACGUCCAGUCUUAACUAGGGCUUACCAAGAAAUUGGUCACCAAAACUCAGCAGCUAAGAUAUUCUGA